Molecule: messenger RNA, 1623 nt
Organism: Aspergillus caelatus
Lineage: Eukaryota; Fungi; Ascomycota; Eurotiomycetes; Eurotiales; Aspergillaceae
Gene: alkA
Product: DNA-3-methyladenine glycosylase II
Exons: 3
Coding region: 287-1423 (378 amino acids)
Biological process (GO): base-excision repair, AP site formation; base-excision repair; DNA alkylation repair
Cellular component (GO): protein-DNA complex; nucleus
Molecular function (GO): DNA-7-methylguanine glycosylase activity; DNA-3-methyladenine glycosylase activity; alkylated DNA binding
Source: RefSeq, a predicted model, not a curated record
CUCUUUCACUGCCUUCAAGGAGAUCCAUUCCUUAAUAUCUAUGAAAUACAUUAAAUAGACACAUAAAAUCAAGGCCAUCGAAGACUACUACUUCUGUCGAUAAUACGAGCCCCGUGAUAUGAUGACUUAUCCCGAGCUCCCAUCAUAUAUCAUAUCGGGACAUCCACUAACCACAGCUACAACUCAAGCUUUCCAAAAGACUACUGGGUUGUUUAUAUCCAAGAUAUAGAACCUCAAUAUCAACUCUGAAGCGGAAAAUCUAUAUACAGCUAUACAGGAAUAUACAAUGGCCCUCCGGCGCUCCGCACGCUUAAGCGCUGUGGCCAACAGCGUACAACCAACCAUCCAAGCAAAGAAGACUAGCAGAGCUCAGCAAACCAACGGCAUCACCAAAGCACGAAAGACUUCCACGAAAGAGAAGAAGGCCGUGGGAUUGGCUCUAGGACGGACUCUUGAGAACCCAAACCCGAGCAAAACAGCAAAAGCCGACACGGCCAAACAAGAAAAGCCCAAUAACAUUUUCGAUCCUUUACCCGCUGAUCGUAGUAUUAGCAGGCUACACUCCACACCCCCUCCCCUUGACCGUCCCGUUGAACCUCAUAGAACAAAUGCGACCCUUCUAACACCUCACGGUUCUUCACUGGUUGCCUACCCGUCCGGUACUGAGGAUGCCUCGCCUAGCAAAACCGGCCGACCACGCCCAACAGCCACGACCGGUAACCUUCUCGAGAAAGCCAUCGCGCAUUUAAUUGCUACAGACUCCCGUUUGGAACCGGUUAUAAAGCAACACCCGUGUCCGCUCUUUUCGCCAGAGGGUUUAGCAGAGGAGGUCGAUCCUUUCCGAAGUCUGGUGGUUAGCAUCAUCGGACAGCAGGUAUCAGGCGCUGCGGCGAAAUCAAUCAAAAAUAAGUUCGUGGCAUUGUUCAACAGCAAGGAUAGCAGAGAUGAUACACUAGAGGAGAACCGUUUCCCGAAACCCGAAGAGAUAAUUAAGUGUGAUAUCGCGACACUGCGGACGGCCGGUCUCUCUCAACGGAAAGCUGAAUAUAUCCAAGGAUUAUCGCAGAAAUUCGCAAGUGGCGAAUUGAGUGCCCGAAUGCUGUUGAAUGCGAGCGAUGAAGAACUACUUGAGAAGUUGACGGCUGUUCGGGGCUUGGGCAAGUGGUCGGUUGAGAUGUUUGCUUGCUUUGCGUUGAAGCGUAUAGACGUCUUCUCGACCGGUGAUCUGGGUGUGCAAAGAGGAUGCGCAGCUUUUAUAGGGAAAGAUGUGAGUAAAUUAAAGGCAAAGGGGGGCGGUAAGUUCAAGUACAUGGCAGAGAAAGAUAUGUUAGAGCUGGCUGCGAAAUUCGCUCCGUAUAGAAGUUUAUUUAUGUGGUACAUGUGGAGGGUAGAGAACGUGGAUAUCGCGGUCUUGACUACUUAGAGGAGGAAGGGUUUUGGUUUGUAGUAUAUGAUGUUGUUGGUAUAUAUUGGGCGGCCUGGUAGCGUGUACCACGAAAUUGAAACCCGCAGGUAUUCUGCUGAACGGAGUGCUUUCCCAGGCUGCUGUUGGUACUCGUCAAAUCUUCAUUAGAAGAGUAGUUGGUCGUACUCGUCAAACCAAAUGCUUAUCAGGUUAGACCC